Molecule: messenger RNA, 5493 nt
Organism: Hydractinia symbiolongicarpus
Lineage: Eukaryota; Metazoa; Cnidaria; Hydrozoa; Anthoathecata; Hydractiniidae
Product: enhancer of filamentation 1-like
Exons: 3
Coding region: 935-4189 (1084 amino acids)
Biological process (GO): cell migration; cell surface receptor protein tyrosine kinase signaling pathway
Cellular component (GO): cytoplasm; plasma membrane
Molecular function (GO): protein binding
Source: RefSeq, a predicted model, not a curated record
UUGUGAAUUUUAAAAUGUGUUCACUUGCAUGUAUGAAUGUUGCAAUGUGUUUUAUUAGUCAUUUAGUUAUCUAUUACAUAUAUAUAUGUCUUAAAAUGUGGUUACUAAGGUGUUGCAUAGGAGAUAUAUGGGCCAUAGUGUUAGAAUACAGACAAGAUUUAAAGGAAAUACUCCUCCAUCUAUAAAUGCAGGCCUAUCAAUAAGGGGAGAGGAAUUGCUCUUGCUCACACAAAGGCUUGCCUAAUUCUGAGAAAGGAGAAACCAAAUGAGCCAUUAAUUGCUCCUCCAAUUCAAAAAAAUGUUUUUCUGGCUGAGCAAUAUUAAUUCAUCCCGCAUGGAAAUCAAUGUUUUCCUUCUUAUUAUUUACAGCAAAAAGAAACCAAAAUAUAAGAAAAAGAUAAAAUAAAAUAGAUAAAAAGACUGUGAUAUAAUAUGUGUUUAUAAACUUAUUUUAUUUAUUCAGAUUGCUUGCCCAGCUCAAACUAUUGUAACCUUGGGGAAGUGAUUUCUUGCUCGGCUGUUAUUUUUUUAAUGAUAGGCCUGUAAACAAUGAAGAUAUUUUUUUUAUUUUUUUUAUAUGAAGAUAUUCAUUGAAAGCUGUAUGUAUGUUCCUAGUACAUGGUUUUGUUUUGAUUUUUUUGUGUUAAUAAUUUAUGAAAAGUUGAACCUAACAUUAACUUUGAUUGAAUUACUGAUUAUAAAUAGUAACCAUUAUUUUAAUAAUUUGUGUAUUAUAUUCAUUCAUUAUUGAUAUUUUUUUCAGUGUGUUGUUCUCUCUUCAAAAGUAGUUUCAGUUCUUUUUAUUUUGCUUUUACAGUUACAUAAUAUAUAAUUUAUUUUUUUUACUUUUUGAUGACAGAAUAAAAUACAAGCAUACUAUAUGAUGCAUAGGGAUGAACAGAAAUCCAAACACAAGCAUUGAAAGAGUUGAAUUAUGACUUUGUUAGCGAAGGCUUUAUACGACAAUCUAGCUGAUGCUCCCGAUGAGUUAAGCUUUCGAAAGGGCGAUAUUGUGACAGUGAUCGAGCAAGAUGUCGACGGGCUGGUUGGGUGGUGGUUAUGUCUUCUUCACGGCAGGCAAGGUAUCGUGCCUGGAAACAGGGUAAAGGUCAUCCCUCCUGUAGAGUUGGACGAGUUUGAAAAAGACAGUAAAAAACGGAGUUCGUAUGAAACUGAUGAAUUUUCUGACGGCGUUGAUUUUGCCGAUGGCGGUGGACAUAAUUAUGACGUACUUCCCGCGCCAGUUAAAGCGACCACUAGCAUCCACUCUCCUUUAAGCAUAAAGGAUAUGUUUGAUAUACCUUACAAAAAUGAUAAAAACGUCUUAGGAGAAGUGUACGACGUACCAAAGGCUCAGUCAAACGAAGAACUUUACGAUAAGCCGAAAAAUACUACGAGCCCUGUGCAGGAAAUUUACGACUUUCCAAGACCGGCCAGCGCGCAAGAGAUUUACGACGUACCAAAGUCAAGCGAAACGACGAGCACAACGCAAACACUUUACAAUGUACCCACUCAAUCAAGCAUUGCUGCUCAGCAAAGCUUAUUAAGUCCGGAUAACCAGGAACUAUACGACGUCCCCAAUAAGACCGGUAGUGUGCUGGAUAUGGAGAAACUAAUGGGAGAGAUAUACGACUCUCCUUUUAACGCUGACACCAACGUCAACACGAUCAAGCGUUCUCCGCUAAACAGCAAAAACUCAACACCGCGAAACAGUAUGAACUCCCCUGCUAGCUUCGUACAACACAAGCGGCAGUCUCAGGAGCUCUACGAUGUGCCAAAAAGAGCAUCUGCAGAAAUAUAUGACACUCCCAAUUCAGUUGGCGGUAACACCACUUCGCUCUCCGCAAUGUCAGCAACCGAACCGUACGAUGCACCAAAAGUCAAUAAAGACGGUUUCAAGACUGUAUUUCAGGAGGUUUACGACGUGCCCGUCUCGAAUACUCUAAAAAGGCCAACACCUGCCAAUAAACCAAUGCCACCUAAUUCGCAGACACUCCCAAAAGGUUUUAGCCCUAGAAAUGCUCAGCCCGCCCGAAGUACUCGUUUACAAGAAAUAUACGACAUUCCAACAACAGCUCUGAACAGGUCUUCGCCUAGCACACCCGUGCUGGAGCGCAAGUUGCUCGACGAUGUGUACGACUCCCCGAAAUCGAUCGACGUCAGAAGCUCGACGCCGCAGGACGGAAAUAGUUUAAUGCAGACGCCGGAGAUUUACGAUGUUCCACCACCCUCCAACGUAGAGGUGAAUAAGGAGAUAUACGAUACACCGAAAAAUAACACUAUUUCGAGAGACGAGAUUUACGAUGUUCCGUCCUCUCACAACCUGAACGACGUGAUGGCUGAUGUGACGCCAGCGUACAGUAAUCAUCGCAAAGGAAAUCGUCAGAACGAUACAUUUCUGCCAGUUGGUUCACUCGAAGACGACUACGUGGAUUAUCAUGAUAUAUGGAGCAAAGAGCCGCCCAAGGAUUUAUUGCGCGCCCACACUCAGGGAGUAUCUGCAAAGGAGCUCAGUCCUCCAGUUUCCCCCGGUGAUGCGGCAAAGAAGCGAUUUAGCGGUGAACAGAAAAAGUCGAUAUUGGACCAAAUCAACUUUGAAGCCGUAAAGGAGCUUCAAAUGACAACCAAUGAAGCGGCGGACAGACUUUCUAAACUUCAUUUAGCUGUCGAUACUUGUGUUACCACGCUCAUAGCUUAUUGUAGGGAAAACUGGCUCGAUAUUUCGGUGUUAAAAACGACCAUACAGCCAAUACGCGAUUUUUCAGGAAAAUUAAAAACGGCCCUUCGUUUGUUGACAGAAUUCGGACUGGGAACACUUGUCAACACAACGAAAAAUAUAAACGGAGAAAUUUUAAUGGAUAAGUUAAUUGGUGAGGUGGAGCCGUUGUUAGAAUCGUAUUACAAGGUCAAAAUUUGUCUGAUGCACUUAGAUACUAAUAACUGGUCAGUGCCAGACAUUCGACAAAGUUCAAACGAAAAGUUCUUCGCGACUUUAAACGCCAUUAUGAUUUUAUCACAACGCAUUCCUGAUCAGUGUCGUGGUUUCAGUUUGUCAGUGCAGAACAAUCUGAAUGAGCUAUUCGUACCCUCCCCUGUUGAAGCCAUAACCAAGCAAAUCGGUGCCUUGUCAACAGACUCGAGAACAUCGUCCUUAAAGCCGAACGUUUCUGAGCAGCGUGUACCGUCGUUGGAGGAUUUACGUAAAGAAACAGCUGGGCGAAGACAACAAGCUCGAGACACUGGCACAGCAACAUUGCAACGUCCUGUUCCGCGCUUGCCACCGAAACCAACAUUACCGAACCAACGAAGAUCUCUGGCUGGAGUAAUAGACCCACCCGAGUCGCCGCGUUUCUCGUUGGCAAAUCGCGGUAUCGGUCAUAUAGAACGACUUGUUACUGAUUACGUUCCCGAAAAUUCUCGGCAGAAAAAAUACGCGUCAGAUCCAGCUACACCCUCCUACGCAGAUGGACAAAAAACAAUGUGGGGUGGUAGCUGUCCCAUUCUCCUGGAUCGAAAUUCUGCGGCAGCAUACAGCCCGCUCCGCACGACUGAGUCUAUGUCCAGCUCCUCGUCAGUAGGAGCUAGCAUACCAGAGGAAAAUAUCGAAAUUAAACAGACUAAUACGGAACAAUUCGGGAGAAAUUACCCAUCGGACUCAAACAUAUUAUCGCCAGUUUUGACGCCGCUCCACACGCGCUCCGCUUCGUUGCCAUGGGACGAUAGGUUGAAAAACGCGUUCGCAUAUGAAGAUACUGGUCCGAAGUCGCCUCCGCUGUCUCCAUUAGAUCAUCGCGACAUCGAGUCGUUGGAGUUCUUUUGUCGGCAAGUCGAAUCGCAAGUCAUGUUGUUGAGGGAGUCGAUGAAAAAUUUAACUGAAGCGGUGGAGAAUCGUGACGAGCCCGUUGUCUUUGUGUCGCACUCGAAAUUUAUUAUACUUACAGCACACAAGGUUGUGCACGGUGGACAAGAAAUACUGGGCAGACUGAAAAAUCCAGAAAUAAAAAUGAAACUUAAAAAUGGCUCCGCCCAUUUGACUGUAUGCAUACGGGGCGUGGUCGCAUCUACUAAGACGGCUGCUUUAGAAUAUCCUGAACCAAGUGCCAUGAUGGAAAUGAUCAGUUCUGUACUAGCACUUGGCGAUGCAGUUCGUAUACUACACAGUGAAUGCAGAAGAGCCUUAAAUUCAUAGCACUUUAUCGCUGUCUCGAUGAUUAGCAACAACUGACUGACCAAGGCAACGUUUACGACACGAUCCCUAGCGUGGUCACACCGAAUGAGCGGUCUAGGGAUAUACCUUUGCCUCCCGGUGUCGUGCAGCAGUAUUUAAUAUUUAUCUAUGUAUUUCGACAUCUUAUGGUCACGCGAACCUUAAAAGGUCUCACUUUAAAAUUGAAAGAAACUUUUAGUAGAAUCUAAUACUUUUAUGAAGACAAACAGGCCACGAAUCUACACUUUUUUUUCAUAUAUUGGCAAAGAUUUGUAUGCGGUUAUCCGCUUCGUUGAACUGAUGUAAACAAACGUCCACAUAUAAUUAAAGCAGAAUUAAAGAAUGGAAUAGAGAAAAGUUUUCACUGUUAAGUUGUUUUUUGGUAAUAAUCGCUCGUCAUUGUUUGUUCUGUUUGCCGUUUUUUUUUUGUUAUUUGAUAAUUGAUAUAUUUUUUUAUUUUUAUUUAUAUUUAGUCAUUUAUCCAUUUUCACAUCUAAUGUGUAUCUGCUAUGAAUUUCUUUUGUUAGGCUUAAGUGUUUUUUAUCCUUCUCAUGACUAGACAGCUGGUACGAAUUUAUCAGUAUUUAACGGGCGUAAACUUUCGCGGUUCAGAGAAUAUUAAUGUAUGUCAUCAAUUAAUUUAUGCAUGUGACGUAUCGUAACGUUGUUGCUUGUCGCUUUUUUAUUUCUUUUUUUUUUUUCUUCUAGGUUUUCUUUCAUAAUUUUCGUCCUAAUCGCACCUUUAGCCAGGAUUUUUUUUUAAAAAAGAGGUUGGCAAAAAAAUUGAUCUAACUGACUGUAUUUUUUGUGUUCAGAGAAAUUCUAUAGUUUUGUACAAACAGUCAAAAAUUUGACAACAUUUUUAUAUUUUAGUAUUUACACAAGUGAAAACUGCGGCGCAUCUUUUUUCACGCAUGAUUGGUAAGCACACAAACCAUGAAAUGUAUAUACUAUAUCUUCUGUUAAAAACAAUAAUGGUAGAUUAAGCUGUGGUAGAAUUACUGUUAUAGUCAUGUAGGAAGUGACUAGACUGGGUAACAAAAUCUGUACCAACCCUGUCAAAAUAAUCAGCCAAACUUUGCAACAUAUUCUUUUUGUUUUGCUGUGACGUGUUUUCUCCCGGUACAUUGCCAAUUCGAGAGUUGUUGGUCAUUCUUUCUCUGCUUAUACGUCUUUAGAGUUAGAUUGUAAUUUUUAUUACGUUUCAUCUAUUUUUGUGGUAAUUUAUUCUCUUUUUUAGCUGAUCAUAUGUAAAACAUGUAUGAAAAAAUGUAUCAACAAUUUUA